GAUAAGAGAGUACAACAUGAUUGUUUUCCUGACAUUGAAUAUUGUCCUCCACCUAUGGAAGAGCCACCAUUUGAGCCGGAUGACGAAGACCUUAAAAUUGAUUUCGAGUUUUUCAAACACCCACCUAACUUUGACGCGUAUGAGUUUGAAAAUAUCAUUUAUGAAGAAUCCACUAUAAAGAAUUUCAAUGAUAAUGAUUUACAAGAUAGAGAAUUUAUGACCGAGGAAGGCAAGUAUUACGUAUUCUCUCUGUAUUUCUUAUUUGCAAAAAGGUAA
Messenger RNA from Funneliformis geosporum, 276 nucleotides. Lineage: Eukaryota; Fungi; Glomeromycota; Glomeromycetes; Glomerales; Glomeraceae. The record is from the annotation of a GenBank genome assembly.